This is a messenger RNA of Cladocopium goreaui, 1059 nucleotides long. The record is from the annotation of a GenBank genome assembly. NCBI's taxonomy places the organism in Eukaryota, Dinophyceae, Suessiales, Symbiodiniaceae.
GGCCCCCGCGCCUGCAUCCUGGAGGUCUUGAUGCGGGAUUCCGAGAUGUCUCAGGUAAGUGCUUUGGACCGUGUGGCGCAGACGCGCGAGAAAUGCGAAGUCCAGCGCUCUCACAUCGUGGCUGGAGGCUUGAGUGAGGAUCCGUGUGUUCGUGAGAAGGACCUGCAGGGCUUCAAGCAGAAGCUCCGGGAUCUCACCAAGAACCGUGGCAUCUUGCGCAACGAGGUGGACAACUUGAAGGAUGAUUUGGAGGCUAUGGAAGUUCGCCUGCAGCAACGGUGCAUCAAACAUGGCAUUUUGGCCAAAGAUGUGGAUCAACUCAUUUGGGACUUCAGUCAAAAGGAGGGCGACUUCAUGGGGUGUCAGACCGUGCUGUCCGAGCUGGAGCAAUGUGAGGAGCUUCAUCAGCAGCACCUUGCACAGGUCGAUGAGCUUCGCGCGCAGUUACGAGAUGCUGAGGACCUGGCUGAAAGCUCCGGAAACAAGGAAGCGGAGGUGUGGUGUGAUGGUGACUGGGGUUCCCAGGCAAAGCUACGGGCUGAGGAGCUACGGAGACAUGAAGCGGAAUGGGAGGAGUUCUGCCAUGCAGCGCCAGCCAAGUUGGAGCGGUGUCAGUGCCGCCUGGUGGACGUCUGCGCGCAGCGGAGCGGCUUCGCCAAGCAGCGCCAGGAGGUCUCGAUGGAGGUGGACCGUGCGGAGCGCCGCAGCAAGGAACUGAAGGAGUCCCUAAGGGAAGUCCACGCCGCAUUGGCCUCUGCCGAUGCUGUGGGUAAAGAGUUGGAUGCUCUGAAGCCGGUGAUCAACUCUGAGCUCAUCAUGACAGAUGCCGAGGUUCUGCAGCUGAAACAGUUGGCCUCCAGAUUGGCUCCAGCCAAGCCUGCUCGACUAAGGAGGCGAAGUGGUGCCGAGGAGGAUAUUCGAGAAAGCGAGUCCUCCAGUGCGCGGGAGGCGUGCAACGAAGGGGCGCCCAAAUGGGAUGAUGCUGCCGAGCAGGACUUCCACCAAGACCUGCAUUUCCGCGCCCUGCGGAAGCUUCGGGAUGAGCUGGGGCCCAGGUAA